Molecule: messenger RNA, 924 nt
Organism: Linum trigynum
Lineage: Eukaryota; Viridiplantae; Streptophyta; Magnoliopsida; Malpighiales; Linaceae
Source: the annotation of a GenBank genome assembly
AUGGAGUUACUGUCCCUCUCGUCUCCUCCGAUCCCGCACCAAACGCAAACAGUAUCCUCCUGCUUCAAUCGCAAAGGAGUGGCAUCCUUCUCAACGUCGUCCUUCUCCUCGCUCCCUUCUAAACCGGCGGCCGCCAUUACCGCUCUUCAUUGCUCAUCCUCUUAUCCCAAAACCUCUGUUUACCCCUCUUCCAACCAAAAUGCCUCCUUCCUCGCCUCUUCCCUCACCGCCAACUCCCCCCAGUCUCCCGCCACUGCCAUGAGGGGAGCAGAGGCUGACGCCAUGGGCCUGCUGCUCAGGGAGAGGAUUGUGUUCCUCGGCAACGAAAUCAACGACUUUGUCGCCGAUGCCAUCAUCAGUCAGUUGCUCCUCCUUGAUGCUCAGGAUCCCACCAAGGACAUUCGUCUCUUCGUCAAUUCUCCCGGAGGAUCUCUCAGUGCGACAAUGGCUAUCUAUGAUGUCGUGCAACUUGUUAGGGCUGACAUUUCCACUGUUGCCCUCGGCAUGGCGGCAUCAACAGCUUCCAUCAUCCUUGGUGGUGGCACGAAAGGAAAGCGCUUGGCAAUGCCCAACACACGGAUAAUGAUUCAUCAACCACUUGGAGGUGCUAGUGGACAAGCAAUAGAUGUAGAGAUUCAAGCAAGGGAAAUCAUGCACAACAAGAAGAACAUUGUGAGCCUUAUUUCAAGCUGGUGUGGUCGGACGAUCGAGCAGGUGGAGAAAGAUAUUGAUAGGGACCGGUACAUGUCUCCAAUUGAGGCAGUUGAGUACGGAAUAAUCGAUGGUGUGAUUGAUAGGGAUAGCAUCAUUCCUCUACUUCCCGUGCCAGAUAGGGUUACGCCUACCCUGAAUUACGAGGACAUGCGAAAAGAUCCAAUGAAGUUCCUGAAUCCAGAUGUGCCUGAUGAUGAGAUUACUAGAUAG